Messenger RNA from Bicyclus anynana (squinting bush brown), 16398 nucleotides. RefSeq names its product intermembrane lipid transfer protein VPS13B (gene Vps13B). The record is from RefSeq and is a predicted model, not a curated record. The transcript has 88 exons. NCBI's taxonomy places the organism in Eukaryota, Metazoa, Arthropoda, Insecta, Lepidoptera, Nymphalidae. The coding region runs from base 274 to 11982 and encodes 3902 amino acids.
UAAAAGUCAUUGCGAAAAUUCAAUGUGUAUGUGUAAAGUUAAUAAAUAAAUAUACCUGCGAUAUUUAUAAUUGGUGUUCUCUAGACGUUCAAAAAUUAUAAGAAAUUGUUACUGUAAUGUAGGGUACUUUAUGUAAUGAUGAUUAUCCCAUAGAUAACGAAUUCGCAGGUUUUUAUGAAUUUAUAAACUGUAGCCAAGGCAAGUCACUAGGGCUCUGUGAAUUUCACCCUCUUUCUUCUACCGCAAUGCUUCGCAGCAACAAAGUAUCUAAGAAUGAAUAUGUUCAACAUUGAAUCCUACGUAACAUCCAUACUGCUGAAUCAUGUGGACAAAUUUGUGCGUGAUUUUGAUCCCGCUGACGCUAAGGUGUCGUUAUGGAGUGGUGGAGUAACACUCCAUAACUUGGUGCUCAAAGCAGACGUGCUUCAGAAUGAAGUUCCACUGCCCUUUAACCUGCUCUCUGGGAGGAUUCACGAACUCCACAUAAAAGUGCCAUGGACCAAGAUCAUUUCGGAACCCAUUGUUGUCACCAUCAAUACAAUUGAAUGCAUACUCAGCUUAGACCCGCCGCCUGAAGAAGAGACCCCGCAAGAACCCGCUAGGACACAAGUGGAGGAAGCCCCGCCGGGCUAUAUGCGCGCACUGGUUCGAAAAAUAUUGAGCAAUAUUGCUGUGCGAGUGAACUCGCUGAUAGUGAAGUAUGUUCACGACGACGUGGUGCUUUCGCUGAAUGUCAAACGGCUGUCGGUGGAUAAUGUUGGACCUAAUUGGGAACCUGCCUUUACGGAUGUAGAUCUCCCAGUCGUCAGAAGGGUGGUGACCCUCGAUGACUUAACUUUGUGCCUCGACAAGAGUGAUUCCGAUGGAAAGAUCAGGUCCUUCUACGAGCCUUUACUGUAUCGCUGCCAACUCGUCUUCAGGGUACUGACUCAUCUAGCGUCGGCGAACAACCGCAAGGCGCGCAGCCUGAGCGUUCGGCUGCUGUCGAGCGGGCUGACGUGGAGCGUCAACGACGAGCAGCUGUUGCUGGUGCUGCGCCUGCUGAGGGAGCGCAGCGCGCCGCAGCCCGCGGUGUUCACUCCGAAGCCAUACGCCGCGCAACUCAACACGUCACGUACGCGAUCAUUGGACUCGUCGUCCAGCUCGACAGAGUCGGACCUGAAUGAGAGUUGGUCGGACUGGGCGCGCUCCUGGCUCCCCACCUGGAUGGACGAGAGGCGCGUCGAGGAAACAGCGGCGCUCGCGACCACCGUUCCGCUGCAAUUCUCCGCGUAUUUCGAUAGCGUGUCUUUGGUCUUGAAGAUAAUGGAGAGGGAGAGCUCGGGCCGCAAACGAUCGCGCGCCAUCUUGGAAGUGACUGCGACGGACGCCGUGGUCGGGUGCUCGAUGUGUCUGCCGACGUCGCUGCUGAUCAAGACGGGCGCGAGGAGCUUGACCGUCGCCUCGCGCGGUCGGUGCGUCUGCGGCUACGGCGACGGGACCACGGCUGAUGAAGACCAAGCUAUAUAUCUGGCUAAAAUACCUGAUUCGAAUGAAGAACCCUGGGUGUGGGUAGAGGAGCAGUGGCAGGAUCAAGUGGUGGAGACAGCUGUGGUCGCGGACGAAGAACUCACGGUAGAGGCUGAGGUAACAAACACCGAGCAAGAAAACAUCGAGCAACCAAUCAACGAGUCGAAGGAAGAGAGCGAGGCGCAGCGGGAGGCGGACGAUCCGUGGCACAAGAUGGCUCCCGUGGUAUACCUGGAGUACACGCACCGCCGGUCUCCGCCCGACCCGUCGUUCCCGGACGAGAAGCCGCCGAGGGAUUUUGAGUAUAGUGAUUGGGUGGAGGACUGCAGCAUGAACAUCGAAGUGCGGCCAAUAGAGGUGAACGUGUGCACCGGACUACGACAUCGCCUGUCGGUGCUCUGCAACGUGCUCAAAGAGUUGCCGCCUGUGGCUGAGCCAGAGCUACAUACGCGGCCGCUGACGGUGGAAGAGUGCGAAGCGCUGACGAAGAAUUUGCCCAUCAGGCGCACAAAGGUGCAGCUGACGGGCCUGCGCGUGCGUCUGGUGCCCUCCGAGCACGCGGAGCGACCCGUCGCGCCUCGCUUGCUGCUCGACUUGCGUAUUCCCCAGGCGACUGUCGAAUCCUCCAGAGCUCUGUACCCUGACAGAGUGUGCUUGGCCGCAGCACACUUGGACAAGUUGGAAGGGCCGCUGUGGCACGGCGCGCGAGUGCACCACUCGGCGCAUCUCUCUUCCGUGCAGCUCGGCAUCUGUGCGCCCGAUGACGACGUGGCCCGACCGUGCGUCAGGGCUGAGCUCAAGCUGGCCUCGCAUCACUUGGAGAAUAAGCAUUAUUUCUACAAGCGAAACACCGAGCAGAACUGCUACGAUAUUUUAAUACAUGAAGCAAACAUCUGCGGGUCGGCGCCUCGUUUGCAAGCCGCUGUCGAGCUGGCGAAGUCUUUCGCGAACAAUAAAGUGUCUCUCGCUCUGCGACACACCACGCUCGCAAGAGACGCACUCAACGAUGAAGAUUUAGUAGCAAUAGAUGUAACAUUGGAGGAGUUCAUGUAUUUCUGGGCAGUCUCCACAGAUACCUACGCACAUUACAUAUUCUCGAAAACUGUGAAAGCGACUGCACUGCACUCGCCGAGUGGAGGCGAAGUCAGACAGGCGUGGCUCUUCUCAGGACCGGAGUCUUCUUCAGUAGGGUAUUUUCUCAAAUUCGGCGUGCAGUUUAACCACGCCGCCCCUAUGUCCUCUAUGUUAGAAUACGUAACCGCGAUCGUGGAACCCUCGGCAUGCAGUCUGGACACGCUGCUCGCGGAGUUCCUGGACUACCAGCCGCGACUCGUCGUACCUACUGAUUCAGACUUCCACAUUCCGGGUGCGCGAACUAAGUCUUCUUCACAGUACCUGUUACGGCAACGGGGGACACCACCGUCUUCGAUUGGGCGCUCGCAUCGCUCGGGCUCGCACUCCGAGCCGGUGCACGUGAGACCGCGCAGCUUGGACUCGGGCAGCGAGCCCGACGAGCGGAGGGACGGCAGGCAGACACAGCAGACGCCGCAGAGCGCGCAGUGCUGGCUCAGCGACGCGCAGCUGCUGCAGCUGCAGGACCGCCUCAGCCGCCUGCUGCUGCGGCUGACCGUGGGCUCGCUGCGCCUGUACAUACCCAACGCCACCGUGUCCGCCGUCGACUGCGACACCAUCUACAGCGCCAUGGCGCGCUUCGCCCUGAGGGGUGGCCGCCCCGUCAUUUUAUGCGUCAGCCAAAUAGUCCUUAGUUCCGAUCCCAGAAUGCAACAUCUCUGGUCAACUGUCAUCGUCGAGAAGCCGAAUGUAUUUAAAAACCUACGCGAACAAGACGUGAUGGACGACUCGUUCCCGUGGAAGCUUCGUGUGUGUAAAGUGGAGUGUUACACAUGGUUCGUGGAGCGGGGCGCCAAAGAUAAACUCACCAGUUCCAAAUCGCGGUCGAAAAAGUCCACAGCGGCGGUGUUGUUUCCCAGCAUAGUAUUUCCGGAGGUCUCCACAACUGUCGCGCUGACUAUGGCCAUGAAGACCAUACAAAUAAGACACAUCACAAAAGCUGAGAAGCAACCUGAGCCACCGCGUGAGGACGAGAAAACUAAAUACUUCACAAGUGGAAUUGAUUUCAAACCAACAUCUCUAAAAGACUUUAUCCGGGGCCCCAUUAAGCGAAAGGAAUCAACUCCAAUGACGCAAGAACGUCUCUCGACUCAGUUCCCCGGCUACCAGACCACGACGACUCAAGGGCCACCUGUGUCCGUGGGCGUCAACGUGUACGCUGACUCGACACCAUUCUUGAUGUGUGUGGACCGGGAUCAGGUAGUCAGAGUGACCGAAGCGAUACACGGCUUCGCGCAUAUCAUAAAGUUGUUAACCCGUCCUCCCGUCAUACCGAAGCAGGGGUUCCCCACCAACUCAUCGCGUGGAUCUCUCGCAAGAUCCGUCUCCGAUAUGGAAGCAAGACAGAGUUUGUCAGACGAAACAAGCGAGAAUCGUUCUGAACAACUAAUAAGCAUAUUUGAGUCCCAGCCUGCUGUUGCAAAAGAAACAACAUUAAAGAAGUUCUUUUGGUUCCAAUGGGUGUCAAAUCACUGCGAACUGAUGAUCACGUUACAAGAAGCGAGCCUCGACUUUCAGCUCGAAGGCACAAUGUGUACGGUGGAUCUGCAGACUGAUCACAGACAAUUUAAACUCAAAAUAACUUCAGCCACAGUGACAAAUAUGCAACCUGAGCGCCAAGGCUUACUCAUCAAACCGUUGCACGGAGGCUUGCUGAGCGUCCGGGAGCCAUUUGAUUCUAAAGAAGACAAUAGUUUUCUUUCUAUCACUGUUACACAAGCAAAAAUAUCGAAUUUGCCCGAAGUAUGGAAAGAAGAGCUGCUCCCAAAGCACCUUGAACAAAAUUCGAAUGUAGACACAGUGUGGGAAGUUUACGUGACUUUGGCGCCAUUGGAGAUGAUGAUUCGCCCCGAUGUUGUAGAACACUUCGUAGACUAUGUGCGAGAACUGAUGCCUGAUCAGUAUUGUCCAGUGAAACCUACUGAUUCAAGCAGCCCCAGUUCAUGGGAGUGGCCGAUCGUUUACAUCAACGCAGGUGGCUUCAGGCUACUCCUCAACUGCUUAGACGAAACUAUCACCGAGGAAGAUACCGUCAUUCUGAAUGUUGGGAAAAUAGCAGUGAACCCGCAACCGAAAAACCCUAUCUGCAGACAACUUGUGAACGGGAACCCAGAUGCUUGGAAUUCCAGCAUGAUCUUAGAUGGACGUCAGUAUGAAGCGAUUAUGAAGAAUUUUUCGGUUCGCAUCGCAAAGCUGAGUGACUUGGCUAAUGAGGAAAGUGAAGAGAAUCCAUCGGCUGUUGAGAACCCCGCUCACAAGUGGAGUCAGCCGAUCGAGGCGCCAAUUGUUACACCGGUGGUGCAUUCUGUGGAUCUAAGCUGCGUGCUGGCCCCGGCGGUGUACAGCGGCGGCGUGCUGGUGUCCGGGCCGGCUGCGGAGCUGAACCUGCUGGGAGACUGCUCCGUGGAGAUCGGCAUAGAGCGGCUGAAGCUUAUGCGCACUCUCGUCGCUGGCUACACACAGGCCUUCGCUGAAAGGUCUAGCUCCUUCUUGAUGGGUGAAGUCACAACAUGUCCAUAUGUACCAUUUCUCAAGAGCCUAACUCAGCCCGAUACGUCAUAUAUUGAGUUAGAGACAGCAAACGUGCCUGAAGAAAUAAAAAGCACCAUUGACCUGAGUAAUAAAAUCGACUCCGGUUUCGAGACAGCCACGUCGACGUUCAAACUCAACCGCGACUCUAGCUUCGCGCCUAGGAAGACUGUAUCUAUUUCCUGUUUAGAUCAAAAGUCAAAAGCAUCGGAUUAUUUAGAGGUAUUCGUUACUAGUGGACUUAUAGAGCUUUCACUAUACGUAAAGGACGACUUGAGUGCGGAGAUAGCGGCGCUGCGCCCACCGCGUGGGGUCUUCAACGAACCGACUGAUUCUAAUGGACACAGGAUUAAGAUUAAAGUUGAAGAAAAAAAAGAUACAAAAACGGACAAAAACAAUGAUGAAGCAAGACCUUCAGUGAGCACGUAUGGAAGUAUCACUGAGACGACAAGAAAGAAGGACAUUGGGAAUUCUAAGCUAGAGGAGCUCAUCCUCCCACCUGCAAGAAAAAAACAAGGGAAUGUUCCACUUCUUCACACAUCCCUGCAGCAGUUGAGUCUAUAUUAUUUGAAGAAAAAGAAGCAAAAGAAUUUUCAGGUAACCGUGUUCGACGCCUGGUUCGGUCUCGGCGUGGGUCAGGUGGAAGGGCACUGGAACGCGCCGCUGCUGACCACGGCGCGCGGCUCACCCGACCCCGACACGGAGAUACCUCUCGCGCUCGCCACCCUGCGUGUCGAUCUUUCCUCCGGUACGUACGUGCCAUUGAGCGACGCAAGUUACCGCAACGCCGUGCAUUUGGAGAUAGAGAGGCCGGUCAUGUUGGACGUUUGCUCCGACAGGCUGAGACGUAUCAAAGGCAUCAUGGGAUUGCUCAGUAUGAACGCGCCGACACUGCGACGUCACGUCGACGAUGUUGCCGUUCAAGAUGAACCAAACUCGCUUCUGUACAGAAUAAAGCAUAACAUGACGAAAUGUCAAAUCGAGAGCGUGACAGUUGUGACGGGACAGGUAGCCAUUCGAGGUUCCGAGGGGGCUGUAGGAUGGAGCACAUUGAGUGUGCAGGCGGCGACUGGGUCUCGCCCCGAAGAGCGGCUGCGGUGCUCGGGCCUGGUGACCGCCCUGGUGCUGUCUUCGGGACCCCCCGCCGACCGGAGACACGUAGUGAUGCAUCCCAUGGUAGCUGGGGCUCAGUUAGACGCAACCUGGGACAAUUGGCGCAAGCAAGAGAGUGGUGUUGUGGCCCGACGGCCUUCCGUACGAGUGAGGAUCGAUGUCGAUAAAAUGAUCUUGGAACUUCGGCCGAGCGAUGUUGCAGCUUUUCUCAGAAUUAGGGAGUCUCUCCAAGAAACUAUGGGAAGAAGUGAAACUGAGACUUAUAUCAGAAAUAGCGUCAAUGAAAAUUCCGCCUCGUCCUCGAGGACGAAUACGAAAGAUUAUCAUUUUUUUGAUGACUUGCGGAGCGGGGCCUUCAAAAUAAUCUCAGGAAGUCAGCUCCCAAUGGCUUACCAAGUGACUUUGCAGGACAACAUUAUAUCUUGGAGAUACCCGCAGCCUCGCGCUAUCUUCCAAAUCACAGUUCAUCCUGUACUGGAAGAUAGCGAGGAAGUAGUGGAGUGUGCGUUAGAGUUUCACUGCCCGCUGCUGGCGCACUGGGAGCCGCACACUUUUUUCAAGCUACCGGCGACGGAGCCACUGGAGUUGUAUCCCAGCACAUCCCAGACUGAUACAGUAUACGCAACAACGUGGCGCAUACGGGCCUAUUCGAAUUUAGAAAAAGACAAGACCGAUCUGCCGUUCGUGUUCGACGAAAAGAUAUUCGUGCCGAGACAUGAUCCGUUGGGCGCGGAACCGGGUGCGGCCGGCGAAGGGUAUCGAGAGGGCGCAGUGAACGCGGAGCGACUCAUGGGCGCGCUGCGCGUCAGCUCCGUCCACACGCCGUCUUCCGUACCGCACGCGACGCUGGCCGUGCGCGUCGGCGCGCUCGACGUGCACGCGCACGACGACCCGCGCGAUCUGCCCAGACAAUCCCAGUCGUUGGAAGGCUACUACGUGUCCAAGCCACUGAUGCGCAGCCAUCGUUUCAUCUCUAUCAACAUGAAAAACACCGAAGUGCACGCGGUUGUCGGUAUUUUACCGAGGAUACUUCUGAACACAAACAUCUCAGCCGACAUCCUGAAUACCGCUGACGGAGUCAUGGAGCCGCUCAUCGAAGAGUUCCGCGCUCGUGGCUCGGUGUCCUUGAACGGUGGCCGUAAAUUAUUUUUGAAAAUGGGAGACGUGAACGUGAAAUUGGAUAUUCCAAAGUUAUACACGCUGAAAUCGAUGUUGAAUGACUGGCGCAAAGUUUGUAAUGCGGACGCGGGUGAACGCGAACGCAGAGCAGCGUCCAGCGGAGAGGCCAAUAAUGUCGCUACAAAGGUUUUGGACGGGCGAAUUUCACUUUGGAUCCACAACACUUGUUCGGUGGCCUUGCGAAUGGGACAGGCGGAUACCGAUGAAUCGAUACCGAUAGGAGCGGGCGCCUCGCUCGCUUACAGAUGGUUGUCAGCCACGGCACCAAAAAAGUUACGUUUCGCAAUCGCUACUCCGUGGCUCGACUGGCGCUGGUCGAAUGGUGUCGCCUUUGUCAACGGGAGUUGUCGAGUAAGACUGGAAGAGAAACAGGUCGUCGGCGAGGCGAACAGGGCUGGCGAAACGUUUUUAUACAUUCGCGUCAAAGAUGUCGGCGUGCGGCGCGACAUGCAUCUCUCCGGCAGAAUCACUCUCGCCAACAUGCUGCGAUCCCCCUUGAUGUUCAAGGUGCGGGAAAAAUGUCCCGCGGAUAAUACGUGGAAAAAUGUUAGUACGGGUACCAUAGACGGUGAAAGUGUUCCGAUAAGUGUCCUCUGUAACGAGGAGCGUGAUGUGGUGUUCAAGCUUAGAUUUAGCGCGCUCGAGACAAACCGAUGGUCUGGUGACAUUCCGCUGAAAGAAUGUCGACAAGAUAAAAUGCCGUGGCUCGUCAAAGUGCCCACCGGUGAAUCGUACUCGGCGAUAUGGUGCCGCGUGGUGCGCGCGCACGCCGACGGCCGCGUCAUCGCCACUGCUUGGCCGUUCUUCAUGGUGCGCUCGCACUUGCCUCUCGACGCUGAAGUAACGAUAAAGUCAAAACCAGGCGCCGUUACAGUGCAAGACGCGCCGUCACAGAACGAGGCGGAGGCGGAGACACUGUCCGUACAGACGGUGGUCGGACGCGGCGCCACCCAACAUCUGCAGACGCCCGGCACCGCGUCAACCACUCACUCGCUCACCUUCAAGUACAGCGACGUCAGUGACUGUCCUUCUGGGACGCUCGAAAUUCCACUGUUCUACGGAGUGACGAAGACUUCAGUGUUUGCAAACGCAAAAUCGGUCAACGAGAUAGAGGAAAUUGCAGAAGAUUUAGCAGAAUGGGUACGUCACUCUGGUGCGCGCGCGGAGUCAGGCUGGCCGUACUCGAUAGUAAGCAACCAUUGGCCAGGCACUUGGCAGCGGCCAUCGCGGCAGCCGGAAACUGAGAUUUUGGUCAAUUAUGUGCCGGUGCGCGUGGGAGGCGGUUGUUCGCUCGAGCUGCUGAUCCGUCCCUUGGUGCUGAUCGCGAACGCGUCUCCGCUCACGCUGACGCUGCGCGCAGACAACGGCGCGCCGCUCUGCGCGCUGGAGCCCGGCGUCGCUGUGGCGGCGCCGAAGGAUGUCAUGACCAACCCAUUCUUCCUGUCGAAGGAGAUCGGUCGCGAAACGUUCGUGAGCGACAAGCUGCGAGUGUGGCAGCAGGAGCCGGGGCGCUACGGGCAGGCGCCGCCGAACCACGUGGCACUCGACCGCGCCGUCGACUUCGCCGUACGCUGCGGACAACUGGUGGAGAUGUUGACUAUGUGCUACGAGGAAAAGGAAAAAUUAAACAUCCUUGGAAUAACUCCUACAUUCGUUUUCAUUAACAGACUACAACGUGACGUUUCGGUGUUAGCGCUCGCGGUGGGUGACACCACACAUGAAGAAUGCUUCCUACCUACAUAUUCCGAUACAGAGUUCGAUAUCGUCGAACCGACUCUUGAUACAAGCAACCACGGCAGGCCGCUCGUGUUCAAGCUGCGCGAGCGCUGGGGCGGCGAGCUGGCCGAGCUGCGGCUGCUGCUGCUGCUCGCCGUGUCGGAGCACCGGCACGCCGUGCCCGUGCGCCUCGACGUGCCGCAGAAGCGCCGCCCCAUCGGCCUGCUGACUGAAACCUCUUGCGAGGCCGUCGUAGUGACACAAAUGCGCCACGAAUAUCGCUGGAUAGUCACAGUGGCGCCGGACCCGUACCCACAGUUUGCGGUGCAAAACAAGACAUCUGCAAACGUGAUGCUCGUGGCCCAAUCGACUCCUGAAGACAUGGAUAAGGGUCGGCCGAAGCUGGAAUGCAGCGGAGUGAAGUGGUGGAACACCGUGCGGGAUACAGUACUAAUGUAUUCUACGCCUUCCUACUGCGAGCAGUAUCCUUCUUUGGACAAACAGUCCGAAUCGCAGGGCAUUUUUUUCAAUUUUGGAUAUGGAGUAGAUAAACCUUCUCCGGAGAUCAAGUGGACUGAACCGGUGGAGAUAACGGAGGGCGAACACCUGGUGCAGUUGUCGGCGGAAAGCCGCACGAUCAAAGUUCGCGUCAACAAACAUCCCUACGCGACGCUCGUACAGCUGAUGGACGUUGAGCGGCAGGACAUAUCUGCCAGCGAUAUUAGGCGACGGCUACUAAAACCGUCGGCUAGUGAAAUUGCGCCGCCUCAGCAUCAAAACCAAUCUGCCACUGAUAUUAGGCAACAGCCGCUAGUAUCGUCGCCUAAUGAAUUAGCGUCACCUGAAGAAGAUCAAAACCAAUCUACCAGCGACAUUAGGCAACAGCCGCUACUACCGUCGCCUAAUGAAUUAGCGUCGCCUCAAGCAGAUCAGAACGAACCUGCGAGCGAUGUAACACCGUCACCUAAUGAAAUUGCGUCGCCUCUCGAAGGUAAUCAAACUGCCGUGGGGGUUGAAGACUCGAACGAUGUGGAGGGCUCGAUGGUAGGAAAUUACCAUGAUAACUCGUUUGAUGACGAAGACGAAGAGCCAGCUGCGUCGAGCAGCAAUCAACCGUGGUGGAACAUCGAGCAAGUCAGCUGCACUGUCGACAACAUCGGCGUGACUUUCGGCACUUCCGGCCACGUGCUGCCAUUGUUGGCAGUGUAUCUGCAGAAAACGGCGUUAUUGGUGGAAUCUAACUCUGAAAAUGUCGUCACAACAGUAACCGUAGGCAACGUUCAACUGGACAAUCCUCAGUAUGCGACAGAACAGUACGACUUUGCCGUGGUGGCCACGACCCAAGUGAUCAUAGAACAGCCGGAGAGGUGGUCGCCUCUCUGGGGAAUGUGGAACGUAGACUUGCCGACGAACACUGAAGACGCGAGAAUAUUUCUGCGAACGUGCCUCGAGAAGUGGACAGUGUUCUGUCGCAGUUAUACAGAUGUGUCGGAGAUAGAAAUUCGAGUGGGGCCACUAGCCCUGUAUAUAGAGGACGCGUACGUAGAUGCCCUUGCUGGGCUGUACCACUUGAUCGUCAGCCACAGUAACGCGAACUGGGAUUCGACGGCAAUCGCUGAGUUCCUCACUUUGCAACGACCAAUCAGAUUUGGAAGACUGUACAUUCACCCGUUAAAUUGGACUUUGACUGUCCACACUGCGGUACGAAUAUACAUAGCACUAGACGAGAGUCCGCUUCGCCUCAGCGCGUUCCAGCUGCAGAACGUGAUGACUACCCGGGCGCAGCUUACCCACGCGCUGACUGUGCACUAUCUGUCUGCGGCUAUACUCGGUGCAGGUUGGGUAGUAGGUGGCUUGGAGCUACUGGGUGCCCCAGGUGCAUUAGCAGCGCGAGUAGGAAAUGCGGAGGGAGGAAUCCGAGGAGUGGCUUCGGCGGCAGCUGGUGCCAUGCUCAGAUCGCUAAGUGCCGCCGCUGGGUCGCUCGCAAGGAACCUGGACUUGCUAGCUGGCGACGAUGAUCAUGCUAGAAGGGCCGCACAAGCGAGGAGGCGACCACCCCCGAGUUUGAUGGAAGGAGUCGUGACAGGAUGUAGAAAUUUUGCUGUCUGCCUUCUUGGCGCGGUUGGUGGAUUAGCCCACCACCCAGUCGUGGGCGUGGCCGUGGGCGAGAGCAGUAGUGGCGCGACUGGACUACGCAGAGGCCUGCUGGGCGCCAUCACUAAGCCGCUCAGCGCCACAGCCGACCUGGUCGCUUACGCCGGACACGGUUUACUGCAGCAGACUGGCUGGGAUCUCGUGCCGAAGCCUCGUCUGAGCGCUGUUCUUACACCUCGGAGCGUCCCGAACAGCUGGCGCCGCGACUGUGUGCAUUGGUGUUUCCGCCUCGCGGAGCUGACUGCCAUUGCCGGCUUCAGCGUGCAGCGCAACAACGCGGAGAUCUACUUGAUAAUCACGCACAGGUUUUUGGUGAUUAUCGACCCCCAAUCUCAAAACAUUGAAGAAAUGAUCGAUUGCAAGGCCUGCACACUCAAGCCCUUCCAAGGACCAACCGUUGAGAUACAAAUUCGAAAGAAAUCACCCCGGACAUCGGAACCUCGUCUCAGUACACCUAACGAAAAUGAAAACGAAUAUCAGAUGAGCGCCGCGGCGAUGGCUCGCGUGGCGCGCUUCACCGGCUCCGAGGUGACGGUGGCCGAGGGCCGCGUGGUGUCCGUGGUGACGUCACCGGCGGACGCGCACGCGCUGCACGCGGCGCUGGCCGCCGCGCUGCAGCACAACAGCGCGGCGCACUUCCAGCUGUUGUAGACUUCGCAGCGGUGCCGUGUUCCACAUUUGGCACACCCACGAAUGUAUGGAUUUCAGUUACCAUUUUUAUAUUAUUAUUAUAUUUCUUGUUUCUUGAACUUGUUAGCCGAUAAAAUUUUCCUCUUUUUACAUAAAAACACAGCAUUUAUUAUUGUUGCAUUUCUUAUAUCCAUUCGCAUUUGCGCCGUCAGUGAUAACGCAUUUAUUAGUAUGUAUUUUGUCAAAUUACCACACGAAUUCUAUAAAGCAUCUUACAGUUAAAGAUAAUUUUCAUUUUGUUUGAUUUUUGGCAAUGCAUCAAAUUAAAACCUACUUUUCCAGAAAACUUUAACUGUCAGUUGGCUUUUCAGUAAUAGGUUAUAAGGUUGUGCCAGUUUUUGAUGUUACGUAGUAUGUGGAUGAGCCUUUCAAACGUCCGUUUUCAAUUAUAAACUAAGAUGUAGGCAAUCUGAUUACCUAAGUAAUAAUAAAAAUUGCACCUAUUAUUAACAUUGUAACAACAAUUCAAUUACCAUAAACAUUGCAACCUAGAGGCAAACAUGUGAAGUUUCACAUGCCUUGACCGGCGGAGGGUAGCGCAUUUUACUAGUUGUAGGGUCUUCGUGACCACUACAAGCAGCAGUGCUGUGUUCCUGUCCGAAGGCAGCGGUUGCGGUAAAAUUGUAGAGAAACGUGGCUUAACACCUAUGACUCAAGUUGACGGGCACUAAGUAAUGCUUCAUUGCGAGUGUGUUCUGCGAACUGUUGCUUUAUUAUAGACGAUGGCGGGCGAUUUUUUAUUUUACAUCAGCUUGAUUAUUAUGUGUAUCGGUGUACUAUUCAAAUAAUUAAUCACUACGUAAUUUUUCAACAUAUUUUUGUUUUUACAAUCACCCAACAUUGUGUUUUCAACUAAAUGACAAAUAUUAAAAUUAUUUUGACAUAAACUGGCAUUAGUAUAGCAGUGGAUGUAGAAAGUAGUUACGUUAUUUUAACGGAAAACCGUUACUUAUGUUAGAUGAUCGUGAAAAUGAAAAAUCACUGCCACUUCAUGUAAAAUGGCGUAGCUAAGGUAUAUUCGUUGUAAUAAUUAUACUCACAAAAACGAUAAUAUGAUGAAAAACAAUGUGUGUGUGACUCUUUAUUUGGGUGGUACAUAAUAACCCUGGAGGGCUGGUUUUACUAGUAUUAUAAAAAAAUGUCGACCGAAGGAUACACGGCUAUUAUCUGUUGCCAUAGGUUCUAUUUUAAAAGUACGACGCAUCCGCUAAUGCGUCAACACAAUUGCCAAAUCACAGACAAAUUACUUGGGUGAUCAGAACAUAAUUAUGAGUGUUUUUCUAAUAAAUUACAGUUCUGUGUAUUUCUGUGUCUAGAUUUUAGUAUUACAAAUGUCUAGAUUAGUACUCUUAUGUGUCCAAAGUUUUAUUCAUAAGUAGAGGUACGCAAAUAUAUGUGGUGCUUCGCUAAAAUUUCAUGUCAUACAAGAAACAACAAGCUUACUUUUCUAUUUCCACGCUACACCGCGUGUUAAAAAAAGUAAUUUGGCGGUAAAUAAAUUCAAUCCAUUACAUACAAAUGUAUAAAUUUAAAAGAUUGUUAUAGGAGACGAAGCGUUUGUCGAAAAAUCUUAUACAGGACUGUUACAUUCGUGGAAGUCUAGGAUUAUACUAUUGUCCUCAAGAUACUAGAGCCUAAAUAUGGCUGUUUAUCGGGACAACAGGAUGUUGUCCUAAUUGAGAUCUCUUCCCUUUGUGGUCCAUCUUCGUAUUGAACGUAGGCUACAAAGACAAGAUUCUCCCAUUACGAAAUUAGACAAUUCAAAUGAUUUAUUCUCUUUGAGAAGGCUAACUUGAUACAACAGAAGUAAUAUUUAAAAUACAAAACAGUAACUUGUUUCCUCUCACUCUUUGUAAUAGAAGAACGAGAGAUAGAUGAUCGGUUUGUUCGGAUGAUUGCAAAGCAGAUAAAUAAUUCACAUAAAAGAAUCUUUUCGAUUAAGAAAUUUGUCAAUUGUAAUGUAUUUUGUAGCUCCAUGACAAAGUUUUUAAUAAAAUAUUAUCAAGACUUAUGUAGCGGCGAUUUAAAAUAUCACUAUGAUCUCAAUUAUAAUAAUAUACAAAACAUUAUUUAUUAUUUAGUUUCAAGGGAAACUUGAUUAGUGAAUGUGGAUUCUGAUUAAGUAAGCUUGUGUUAAGAUACUUGAAUUUUGUUAAAGUUAUACAAAGUUUCUUCUGAUGCAGUUGACAUAAUGUGUUCACGGGUGGGGGGUGAAAGGAGAUCUCAGUAAUUCGCAGCCCGACCCAGACCCCAGAACCUCGUGAUCCGAAUUCACAGAAAUUAACCACUGAACCAUCGAGCCAGUUAAUAAUACGUUCCAUUAGUAAUAAUGACUAGCAAAUAAAUUGUAUGUAUGCAUUUCGCCCCAGAAGAAACUUAACGUAUUUAAAUAUUUUGUGAAUGUAAAAAUUUUGUCGUAUAGUAUGCGUUAAACAUCUUGUCCGCUUUGAAUAAUAAGGCGGCACAAAACAAUAACUUAUUUCAGCUGGGCUGGUUCAGCGAGUUGCAACUUCACGAGCGGACUGAAUGUUUGGCGAAUAUUAUCCAGGGUGUUCCGUAAAUAUUUGUGUAUUUAUGUUAUUAUAUUAAUUUUAUAUAAACGUUUUAAUAUUAGUUUAGCAGGAAAGUGGACCUGUAGAUAUUCGUUUGAAUGGAAAGAAAAAUUUCAUUUCUGGCCUACGAUGGUUGAUUCAUUAGUCUUGAAACGAAUGUUUUUAUUUCAUUAUAACGAAUUCGUAGGUUUCACAGUCUAUAAUAAUAGAUUGUAUAUAAUAGACUCGGCAGUAUUUUCCUGUGUUAAGACUACGGUCAGAAUCCUAAUUGUAUACAAAGAAGUAAUGAUGUAACAAUACUUAAUAGUGGUAAGAUUAUCCAUACAUUACCCUGUUGUUGUAAAUCUGUUAAUUUAUUCCUUUUCGUUAUAGAACAUUCCCGGGUUUACCAGGGUCUUACUCUUAUUGUAUUCAGCAGGCUGGAACAGACUGUGUUAUUUAAUAUAAACGUGUAUAAUAUGCAUAUAAGAAUUUAAUGCGGUGCCAAAGGAUGUUGUGGAGCUGAGUCCCAAUUACUCUUUUGUGUGUGGAUAAUAUCACUUUGUACCUUAUGACUAUGUCUCUUUUCGCGACUGCCCAAUAAAUUCAGUGCAUUGUUUAGUUAGUUUUCAUUAACUUGUAUGUAAUAAAUGUGUUUUCCUACUCCCAUCUACUCAAUAUAAAACCUUAUACCAUAUCACAAAGCUAUUCUCCUACAGGUCGUUUGGUAAUGUAUUUUACCACACCGGUAAACCGUGCUACAAUGAUUAUUUUAUUAAUUUUUAAAUAGUUCCAUGGCAUUGGUUACAAAAAUUUAAGCUUCCUUAUAAAGGACAAAAUUUGUAUUCUAUUAUUUUGUAGCACACGUGCUACAAUAGCUAAUUAUUAUUUAAUUACUAUUACUAUAGAUUUAUUAUUCAAUUAUUAUCUGUAUAUUUUGGGUGUAUAACAUGAAUUAAAGAAAUUAUCAUUAUUAUUAUAAUGUAAUGACCCCAUCCAUCUCCUAUAAAAAAGUGGAUGCACAAUCAGCGAUCAAAAAACGUCCCCACUAAAUGAGUGCCAAACACAACUUCUUGGCACUCAAUUCAAUUAGUCGCAUUUGCAAAUGCAACCUAGAUUUCGAUCCUUAAGGUUGAAUUUGUUCUCAAUUUGGUAUUUUAUUGAAUAUUGACUAUAUUUACAGGUCGUUAGGUAUAAUUUUCUUUACCCAUAAUUUUAAAACUUUCUACAUGAUUGUGCGUCCUUUUACUAUAAGAUCAAUGAAUGAACCCCAUUAUAUAACAGUGGCAUAACUAUUUCUUGUCCUAUGACACUGUCUAAAUGGACUGGACAGAUUUGGGUGUAUAGGGUAGAUAUUAAAACCCAGAUCCAGACUAAGGCAGGGCAGUCGUGUUUUUCAUUAUUUAAUUUACUUUAAUUCUUGUUAAGUAGGUAUAUUACUGCAGCUUAUAUUUUUGUAUUAUUCAAAAAGUAUUUUUCUAAAGAUGUAACAAUAAUUAGUAUUAUCCCUUACCUGGUCUCAAAGAACGCACUUUAUUUGAUACUUUUUACCAAAACUCUAAAUAUAUCGUAAACGAAAAUAUUUCACUGUUGUCCGCAGACUUUUUUUACGAGUAAAAGGACUGAGGAUUUUCCAAUCUCCCAACGUUAGUAAAAGUAAUAAAUGUUAAGGUAAGAUAUGACCACCCUCUAACCCGUUCAUUAUCACAUUGAUGACGGUUGUUUUUCCAACUUUCUAUAAAUAAGUUUCUUCUAUAAAAGACUUUUAUAUUUAUUUUAUUUAGAAGUGUUUUAUGAUAGGCGUAAAUAUUGUAAUUGUUGGUAUAAUAAAAGAUGUUUAAUACGA